AUGAGAAUGCUGAGGAAGGAAACUGACGAGCACGAUGAGUGUGCUGUGGUGCGAGCAGACUGUUCGCUCGAGUCAGCUUUGCCAAUGCCUUCUGGGGGUACUCUCGCAGCGGCGACAGUUCCUGUCCCUGAAUCACCUCCAUGUCCCUCUGGAAAGCCUGCAAGUGAUGUAAUUACUGGGGCCACUGCCAGGGCAGCCGCACAAGCAGCCAUCCAUCCUCUGGACACUCUAAAGGUUCGCAUGCAGGUCAGAAGCCGGGGAAGGUCAACAUGCAAGCUGCCUCGCCGAUUGCUGUCCCGGCCGAAGGGAAGCGUGCUCAGCAUGCUCAAUGCUGCUGCUUCUGCAGGAAGGGAUGUUGCAGGGCUCUAUCAAGGUGUGCUGGGGGCUGCAUGUGGUGCUGGGAUAGCCUGUGGGACUUACUUUGCCUUCUACACAGCUGCCGCAAAUAUCAUUGCAAAGAAAACUAGCCUCCCCACAGCUGGAGUUGCUUUCUUCAGUGGUGGAAUUGCCGCGGUGGGGAGCAGCAUCGUGAAGGUGCCCCUGGCAGUGUGCAUACGAUCUGUGCAGGCUGGGGUGUAUGCCAACGCCUUCACAGCCGCUCAGUCGAUUGUGGCUGCUGCAGGGCCUCAGGGGCUCUUCGCAGGAUAUGUUCCCACACUCAUAGAGGACGUCCCAGACAUGGCUUGCAGGUUUGCAGGAUAUGAAACCCUGAGGUCAAUUCACAAGGCCAUGCUGAAGGACAGGGAACCCACUGCCGGAGAAGACUUCGUCAUGGGGGCACUUGCUGGUGCCUUUGCAGCUGCAGUUACAACCCCAGUCGAUGUGAUAAAGACAAACAUGAUGUGCACAGCUGCAAUGCGUCCUACCAUGGCAUCGGCAGCAAGAACUGUCAUGGCAGCUGAGGGUUUGAAGGGUUUUGCCAGGGGUGUUGGGCCAAGGGCUGUCAGCAAUGGAAUCAACUCAGCUGUCUUUUUCACAAUGUUUGAGUUCUUCAGGGGCUGCAUAGCCCAACAUUCCUGUCCAAGAAAAGCACCAGAGAAGGUUAUUGGUACGACAGCUGGUGAGAAGUCCAUGGACGCCCUUGUAUGA
Messenger RNA from Ostreobium quekettii, 1089 nucleotides. Lineage: Eukaryota; Viridiplantae; Chlorophyta; Ulvophyceae; Bryopsidales; Ostreobiaceae. The record is from the annotation of a GenBank genome assembly.